This is a messenger RNA of Leucoraja erinaceus (little skate), 1251 nucleotides long. It is a transcript of the gene ntaq1, whose product is annotated as N-terminal glutamine amidase 1. Gene Ontology annotation, molecular function: protein-N-terminal asparagine amidohydrolase activity; protein-N-terminal glutamine amidohydrolase activity. Lineage: Eukaryota; Metazoa; Chordata; Chondrichthyes; Rajiformes; Rajidae. The transcript has 6 exons. The coding region runs from base 185 to 805 and encodes 206 amino acids. Gene Ontology annotation, cellular component: nucleus; cytosol. The record is from RefSeq and is a predicted model, not a curated record.
GCGUGGAAAUGAGUGCGUGCAACCACUUGUCCACUCCGCCACCGCCGGGCUUCUGUCGCAGGCUCCGGUCGAUAGUUCCGGAAGGAAUCACUGUUCUCCGAUCUGUUGUGUUACAGCGAAGCGGGUCCGAAGAGAAAAUAAAUCAAUAUACGUGGUGGGAUCAGGUCUUGUCUCCCAGAUUGUUAUGAACUUCCCAAACGCCGCCACGUUGGGCCCAGGCCAGCUCUCAGCCAUUGUGAAGGAGGAUUGUGUGUACACCAGCUGUUAUUGUGAAGAAAAUGUGUGGAAGCUUUGUGAAUAUAUAAAGAACAAAAGACAACAUCCUUUAGAAGAAUGGUAUGCUGUUUUCAUAUCAAAUGAUCAAAAGAUGGUGCCCAUCUGGAGACAGAGAUCGUGCCAUGAAGAUCAGCCUGUGAUUUGGGAUUACCACGUUAUCCUGCUCCACGAUUGUGGAGGGCAGCACUGUGAGGUUUAUGAUUUGGAUUCAACACUACCGUUUCCAUGUCCUAUUGAUAUUUACAUGAAAGAAGCCUUCCGAUCUGAAGACCACAUCAGACCAAUUUUUAGAAGGAAGAUGAGAGUUCUCAGAGCAGAUCUCUACCUGAAGACAUUUGCUUCAGAUCGGUCCCAUAUGAAAGAUGCUCAUGGAAUGUGGCGCAUGGCUCCUCCACCAUAUCCAUGCAUUCAGACUACAGAAGCACAAAUGAACCUGGAUGACUUCAUCAGUAUGAAUCUUGCUGUCGGAUGGGGCGAUGUUUAUACCUUCACUGAAUUUGUGCAACAGUUUGGAAGUACAAAGCAAUGACAUUUGGAACCAAAACAUUCUCAGCCUUUGGUCUGCAAGAUUUGAAGGAACUGCAUGAGAGAGAUAUAAAUCAUCUGACAGGAAGUACUUUGCGUAUUGAACAAAGGUGGGCUUUUUAAAAAACCUUUAGAUAGAAGGAAUGCAGCAGUUAAAGAAAGGUGAAUGAAAAUAUCAUUCAAACCAUGGCCAUUGGAAUUGUGAUUGACAAUAAACCCUCAAAUUGCAAGUAUUGCUCAAGAAUGAACUCUAUAUCAAAUGAAGACACUGUAAUGAACUGUUUCCUACAGUCUUAUAGUAUUUUUUCAGCACAUGGAACCUUGUACAGAUUGUCUGUUUUUGCAAUGGUAUCACAAAGAAAGGACCAACCCUAUCUGUUUAGUAUGUAAACCAAAGUUUUGUUAUCCACAUUGUAAAAUAAUCCAAUAAAAUGUAACCUUUUAACACUU